UCCAUGUAAAAGAGCAGAGAGACAGAGGGAAGCUCAGAGGACUCAGAGGACUCCUGCUACUCAGAUACACCAGACAUGGCUCCUGGAUUCUUUUUGUGGGUUGUCUUGCUCAGUGUAUUGCUGUUACCUGGCAGUAUAGGACGAGUAGCUCCCAAGUCUGUAUACAGAUUUCUACCUGACAAAAUUAAUCUUCAUGAUGAGGACAAGCAUCAUGGUGAGGACAAGCACCACAGUGACGUGAUCACAUCUGACGCUUCGCGUGGACGGGACUUGGCGUUUGAUGAUGGCAGUCCCAUUCAACCUGUUAAUGAUGAGCCACCUCAUAAACCAGACAAUUCUGAGAACCAGUCUCCACAGGGAUCUAACACGAAUGAUAAACCGGCCACAUAUCCCCGAAAUGUGCACAGGUUCUUCUAUAGAGUUGUACCAGAUCAAAAUUCCCAGAGUGGUGAUAAACCCAUCACUUUUCCUAUGAAGCCUAGUCAACAGUCUCAAGGGGGGGAGGAGGAGGAGGAAGAGGGGGGUAGAGUGUUGUGGCCUGUCCCUCCGUCCGCACCACACCCUUACAACAGCCAAGUCCCACAGGGCGCCUCACAGCCACCUUCAAAUGCUUGGUACAGUUUGUCACCAGUGGGCUCAAAUCCUUUUUAUGGUGUGAACAACAGAAGACCACAAUUUUACAACGUAAACCCCUCUGAAAAAGUUCACAAUUAUGGAGGUGCUUAUAAUAGACCUGUGAAUAAUGUGCAACAGGGAUCCCCUCCAGGCUAUUCAACAAACACCCAGACGGCCAACAUCCCUGCAGGGUCACGUCCAUGGUUCUACACAAACUAUGGCCCAGUGGACUACAAGAACCUGAUGCAUGUGCCUAAAAGCGACGCAGAGCUCAGCAUUCAACCAAAUCCUCACACAAAACCAAGAAACCCCGUUCCAAGAUAUGUUAUCCAGGCAAGAAAUGGUUACGUGUCAAACCGUUAUAUGGCCUCUAAAAUGUCCUACGAUCCAGAUGUUUAACAAAGUAUGAUGCCAA
Messenger RNA from Boleophthalmus pectinirostris (great blue-spotted mudskipper), 1030 nucleotides. RefSeq names its product basic salivary proline-rich protein 4-like. NCBI's taxonomy places the organism in Eukaryota, Metazoa, Chordata, Actinopteri, Gobiiformes, Gobiidae. The record is from RefSeq and is a predicted model, not a curated record. Bases 76 to 1014 code for a protein of 312 amino acids. The transcript has 3 exons.